This is a messenger RNA of Colius striatus (speckled mousebird), 573 nucleotides long. It is a transcript of the gene FOXP3, whose product is annotated as forkhead box P3. Gene Ontology annotation, cellular component: nucleus. The annotation marks the transcript as partial. Lineage: Eukaryota; Metazoa; Chordata; Aves; Coliiformes; Coliidae. The transcript has 7 exons. Gene Ontology annotation, biological process: regulation of transcription by RNA polymerase II. Gene Ontology annotation, molecular function: DNA-binding transcription repressor activity, RNA polymerase II-specific; RNA polymerase II cis-regulatory region sequence-specific DNA binding. The record is from RefSeq and is a predicted model, not a curated record.
UGGCUGCGGCAGCUGCAGCGGAUCCAGGAGCUGGAGCAGCAGCUCUCGCAGGAGCGGCGGCUGCUGGGGCAGCUCCAGGCUCAGCUCGUGCCGAGGGGACCCCCCCCAGCGAACCCCCCAGGGAAGGACGGGGGAUCCCCCCCCGCCCCAAUUUGGGGCCCCCCCCGCUGUGGAGCUGCCGCCCCCCCACUUUGGGAGCUGGAGUUUUACCGGCUGAGCACGGCCCGGCCCCCCCUGACCUACGCGGCGCUGAUCCGCUGGGCCAUCCUGGAGUCUCCGCAGCGCCAGCGGCCCCUGGCCGAGAUCUACCUGUGGUUCAGCCGCAUGUUCGGCUACUUCCGACACAACUCGGCCACCUGGAAGAACGCCGUCAGACACAACCUGAGCCUCCACAAAUGCUUUGUGAGGGUGGAAAACACUCGAGGAGCCGUUUGGACCGUGGACGAGGCCGAGUUUCGGCGUAGGAGGGGUCAGAGGUACCUCAGGGGCUGCGAGAUGAAGUGUUUGCUGUCGGCUUGGAGGUGAAGAGGAGCCCCCACCCCCCCCAAAGCCACACUGGGGGGGUCCCAGAGA